This is a messenger RNA of Lolium rigidum, 2918 nucleotides long. Its product is annotated as phosphate transporter PHO1-2-like. The record is from RefSeq and is a predicted model, not a curated record. Gene Ontology annotation, biological process: phosphate ion transport; cellular response to phosphate starvation. Bases 4 to 2394 code for a protein of 796 amino acids. Lineage: Eukaryota; Viridiplantae; Streptophyta; Magnoliopsida; Poales; Poaceae. Gene Ontology annotation, molecular function: inositol hexakisphosphate binding. Gene Ontology annotation, cellular component: cytoplasm; Golgi apparatus; plasma membrane. The transcript is spliced from 13 exons.
GGCAUGAAGUUUUCGCGGGAGUACGAGGCCAGCAUCGUCCCGGAGUGGAAGGCGGCAUUCGUCGACUACAAGCGCCUCAAGAAGCUCGUCAAGAAGAUCAAGGUCGCGCGCCGCGACGAGGAUGGUACCUCCUCCGACGCCGACGCGCUCGUCGCUGGCUUCUCCGUCCGCGGCCUCGCCGCCCGGUUCGCGCCCAAAGUGCAAGCGUCUCCGGAGGACGACGAGGAGAGCUCGGAUUCCUCAGGCGAGCUCCUGCGGCUCGAUGAGAGGGAGUUUCUCGAGACGGCGGGCGAGGAGCUGGACAAGGUCAGCAGCUUCUACGCCACGAAGGAGGCGGAGCUGCUGGCCCGCGGCGACGCUCUCAUCCACCAGCUCCGCAUCCUCGCCGACGUCAAGCGCAUCCUCGCCGACCACGCCGCCUCCCGCCGGGGCCGCCCGAGCCGCACCCGCUUCAUGCCGGCGACGGCGCCACUCCCCCCGGCGAUAAGCGGCUCCGGCCGGUUCCUGCUCUCGGCAUCGGGCCUCGCCUCGCCGCAGUCCAUGUCAGACGGGAGCGUGGAGCUGCACCAGGCGCAGAUUAUAGAGGGUGCCACCAUGGCCGAUGAGGUGAUGGCGGCGCUCGAGGGCAACGGCGUCAGCUUCGUGGGCAAGAAGGGCGGUUCCUGGGGCAGAGGCGCCGGCCCGCUGCAGAUGCCGGCGUCGGUGCGGAUCGACAUCCCGGCGACCAACCCCGGCAGGACGGCGCUCAAGGUGUGGGAGGAGCUGGUGAACGUGCUGCGCAAGGACGUCGCCGACCCCUUCGUCCACCGCAAGAAGAUCCAGCACGCCGAGAAGAACAUCCGCGAUGCCUUCAUGGCGCUCCACCGCGGCCUCGAGCUCCUCAAGAAGUUCAGUUCUUUGAAUGUAAAGGCAUUCACCAAGAUUCUCAAGAAAUUUGUCAAGGUGUCAGAGCAACAACGAGCAACGGACUUGUUCUCAGAGAAGGUGAAGGGAUCAUCGUUCAGCACAUCUGACAAGGCUCUUCAGCUUGCGGACGAGGUGGAGUCCCUCUUCAUGAAGCACUUCGCGGGCAACGACAGGAUGGUGGCGAUGAAGUACCUCAAGCCACAGCAGCCCAGGAGCACACACAUGAUCACCUUCCUCGUAGGUUUGUUCACCGGCACAUUUGUGAGUCUGUUCAUCAUAUAUGCUAUUUCGGCCCAUCUUUCUGGCAUUUUUUCAUCUCCUGGAAAUACUGCCUACCUGGGAGUAGUUUACCAUAUUUUCAGCAUGUUUGCGCUCAUCAGCCUUCACUGCUUCUUGUACGGAUGCAACCUAUUCAUGUGGAAGAAUACCAGGAUAAAUCAGAAUUUCAUCUUCGAUUUCGCCCCAAACACUACUCUCACGCACCGGGAUGCCUUCCUCAUGUCUGCUUCAAUCAUGUGCACAGUAGUUGCCACGCUGGUCAUCAACCUGUUCCUCAGAAACGUCGGUGCGUCCUACGCCAAGGUUGUGCCUGGCACACUCAUAGUGGUGUCAAUGGGAGUUUUAGUUUGUCCGUUUAACGUGUUCUACCGCUCAACACGGUACUACUUUAUGCGCGUCAUGCGAAACAUCGUAUUCUCUCCAUUCUACAAGGUUCUGAUGGCCGAUUUCUUCAUGGCUGACCAGUUAACUAGCCAGAUUCCAUUAUUAAGGCAUAUGGAGUUUACAGCGUGCUACUUCAUGGCAGGAAGCUUUACGGCUAACCCAUAUGAGACAUGUACAAAUAGCCAGGAAUACAAGCACGUAGCCUAUGUGAUUUCCUUUCUCCCUUAUUACUGGAGAGCUAUGCAGUGUUUAAGAAGGUACCUGGAGGAACAUGACACAAAUCAGCUCGCCAAUGCUGCCAAGUACAUGUCGGCGAUGGUUGCAGCUGUUAUCAGGUUCAAGUAUAGUGCUACACCGACGUCAUUCUGGGCGUUGAUGGUCAUCAUUUCAUCCUCAGGUGCCACUCUUUACCAGCUCUACUGGGACUUUGUCAAGGAUUGGGGCUUCUUCACCCGAAAAUCCAAGAACCGAUGGCUUCGAGAUGAGCUAAUCCUCAAGAACAAGUCAGUCUACUACGUUUCAAUGGUAUUGCACUUUCCUCAACUAAUUUAUAGUACAAUAUCAAUACAAGAUAGGAGCACUUAUUCCUUCACGAUGCAGGUGCUAAAUCUGGUACUUCGCCUAGGGUGGACGGUGAGUGUAAUGGAGAUUAGUGUUAGUAUUAACCAGACUCGUCUGCUGUAUUUCUCCCUUGCUUCACUAGAAAUAAUUCGGCGAGGACACUGGAACUUCUACAGGCUGGAGAAUGAACACUUGAACAAUGUUGGCAAGUUCAGAGCGGUGAAGAGUGUCCCGUUACCAUUUCGGGAACUUGAAACCGACUAAGAAGGCAGAGAGAAUAGUGUGCCCAAUAUCAAGGGAAUUUACGAUCAGAGUUCCAGGAAUGGUACGCUGACCUUGGUAGAAUUGGUGUUAGAUUUGGUGUUGAGGCGGAAAUAAAAUCUUCGGAAUGGCCGCCGCUGGCCGUUCUUGAGCCACACAGCCAUCUUCCACCUUCCUUUCGUCUCAGCUUGUUUCACGCGGGGUGAAUCGAGGUGGCCGCUCAAUCGAGGUAGGAGGUGUCACCUUGGCUGAUUCGAGGCCGGCAUGCCCGAUUUGCCUACUGCUCGACGUUCCCCCGAUUCGGGGCGGCAAAGGACUCCCACGCCCGUCGGGUGUUCGUGAAAAUACCCGGAUACUAUAUAUUUUGUGUUCGAUUGGUUUAGUUUUUAGACAUAGAAAUUGUAAAUCAUAUUGUUUGCAACAUUGUAAAUGAGUUCGUCCAUGCUCAUGUGUUUGUCCGUGGAGCUCUUUUUUGAGUACUCAUCAAUGUCGGACGAUUUGAACAACGAUUUGUUUAACCACUAUAA